UCCUCCUUCCAUGCUCGUGGGUCGGUUUAAAGCCUUACUUUCACAGCGCCAAGGCUACCCCAAGUCUUUCCCUGCCGAAGAAAUUGUUCGAACCUAUGGGCUAUUGUUGUCAGAACUCACCUCCAAUGUGAAUCCCAUCAUUACCGAUCUCACUAUCAUUGCCGGCCAGCAGAGGAAACACGCCAAGGGCAUCGCCGAUGCCAUUUGCAACCGGAUUCUUGAGGUGCCUGCUGAUAAAAAACUUCCUUCUCUCUAUCUUCUGGACAGUAUUGUGAAGAAUUUUGGCCAGGAAUAUGUUAAACACUUCUCUUUACGUCUACCUCAAGUUUACUGUGAGGCAUACAGGCAGGUUCAGCCCAAUCUGCAUUCUAUUCUGCAACGUCUCUUUGGUACCUGGUCAAAGAUCUUCCCUCCCUCUGUUCUAAGCAAUAUUGAAGCUCAAUUGCAGUCUUCACCAGCAGUUAAUAAUCAACAAUCCUUUGCUAAUCACCUUGGGGAAUAUGAUUUUCGUGGACCGAUUCUUGGGGCACAUGUCAUUAAACCACAAUCCUUGCAGCAGAUGGAACACUCUAGUUCAAUUAUGAAUAAUGUUGGUGGUGAUAGGUUGGAUUCAACGGGAACUGUAGGUAAUACAAGAGAAGGAGGGUUGAAUGAAUGGCAGCAAAAGAGAUUUUCUAGUGAUAGUUGGAACAUAUUUCAAACUUCCAAGACUUAUAAUCUCAAUGAUGAACAACAACGUCAAAGUCCAAGAGCUCUUAUUGAGGCAUAUGGUUGUCACAAAAGCCGUGAAAUUCCUAGUACUAAGCUUUUGUUGGUGGAGCAGCUUGGAAGAAAUGGUUUAGGGAGCAAGUUUCCACUGGCAUCAUGGCAGGACACUGAAGAAGAGGAGUUUGAUUGGAAAGAUGUGAAUCCAGGAUUAGUAGACUGUAGUAGAAACAACAGUUCUAUGCAAUCAAGUGUUAGAUUCUCCAGGAAAAGAAAGUUAUCUAAUGAUCUAUCUAAUUUUUCACAGUACCCCUUUAAUAUGGGGGCUACUCAUCCUUCCGGCUUGAAUCUAGCAUUUCCAUUGCAAAAACGUCCUAAUGUAGGUCAUGGCCCAAAUAAAACUCAGUUUAUACAUGACCAAUUGCCUAAUCAACCUGGACCAAUUUCCUCUAACCUGCAAAUUCAUGGACAAACACCUCAACUACAGUUUUUUCCACCUCAAAUUUCAUCUUCAACACAAAUUAGUCAUGGGAGCUCUUUGCAAGGACAUGGUGCCUCAAUAAGUACGCCCAUCUCAAAUCCAUUACCUGAUAUGCAGGACCAAAGUCUACAGUUACAUGGGGGAACCUUGCCACCUUUAUGUCCAAGCCUCCCAACUGCUCCAUCACAAAUGAUGUCUCAUCCCCAUGCCGAUGCUUCAGUGACAAGUCAACCACCACCUGCAUAUCUUGAUUUGAUUAGUUCACUAGUGAACCACGGUGUGAUCUCGGUAACUAAUCCACCCACCAAUCCACCCACUGGACUGGAUUCCAUUGGGACGGAGUUCCAUCCAGAUAUCUUGAAGGUUCGUCAUGAAGGUGUAAUCAGUGCCUUAUACGGUGAUCUUUCUAGACAAUGCACGAGCUGCGGUCUCCGAUUCAAACGGCAAGAUGAGCACAGUAGACAUAUGGAUUGGCACGUGACUAGGAACCGAAUGUCAAAAAGCCGGAAGCAGAAGGGGUCUCAAAAGUGGUUUGCAAGUGGGAGCAUGUGGCUGAGUGGUGCAGAGGCUUCGGGAAAGGAAUCAAUUCCAAAGUUGUUGGCUCCUGAGGAGACAGAGGAAAUGAAAGAUGAGGAAGAGUUGAAGAGGAUCAGAGUAGAUGUGCACUAUGUGGAGAGGGCUUCGAUGAGUUUUACAGCCACGAAAUGGACGAGUGGAUGUAUAGAGGAGCCACAUACCUUAAGGCACCCAUGGGAACAACACUGGCCACCAUGGACAGACAUCAAUUAGGGCCCAUUGUUCAUUCCAAAUGCAGAUCUGACUUUGACUCUACUAUGCCCUCAACCAACAGGGAAUCUACCAAGAGAGUAGUAAGAGAAAAAGAAUGCGGGUCGACCAAAUAUCAGUUUUGUGCACCCUUGAUUAGGACUUACUAAUACCUUUUAGGGUAGAGUUGAAUCAUGUAUAGCUAUAGUUGCACUAGUAGUGUUCCAAUUUCUUGCAGUUAAAUACUAUUAGUUGUUGUUGCUAGUGCUCUAUUAUUGUUCCGGUGAGCUUCUGCAUUAGAUUUCAUUUAUCAGCAAAAUCACAUUAUAUUACUGUAUCAAUAAGCACGUUUAAUUCAUGAAAUUUAAUAAAAUUCUGCGUUCCGACAA
This is a messenger RNA of Arachis ipaensis, 2340 nucleotides long. The record is from RefSeq and is a predicted model, not a curated record. Lineage: Eukaryota; Viridiplantae; Streptophyta; Magnoliopsida; Fabales; Fabaceae.